CGAUGGUUGUAACUUGUAAAUUACUAGCAGGUUCUGACUUCUGAAGCACCGAGAAGAAACCUAGAGGCAAGAACAAACAAGAAGCGAAUCACAGCGCCGAUAAUGGAAGAAGCACCCAAGACAUUAGCUCACCAAAUCGGAGGGAUCCAGAACGAUGCACUUCGCUUCGGCCUCCACGGCGUUAAGAGCGACCUCGUUGGAUCUCACCCUCUCGAAGCUGCCCACCGAUCUAUAAUUAAGAAUCAAGAAGACAUGAAGAGGAAAGUCCUUGCAAACACUUAUGGAUCUGCCUUUCCUUUGAAGAUGGACCUGGAUAGGCAAAUUCUUUCUCGAUUUCAGAGACCUCCUGGACCUAUUCCUUCUUCAAUGGUUGGUUUGGAAGCCAUGACAGGAAGCUUGGAUGACUUUGGUUUUGAAGAUUAUCUGAAUGAUCCUCGUGAAUCCGAAGUUUAUCGCCCUCAGGACAUGCAUCACGGAAUGGAGGUUCGCCUAGGGAUCUCUAGAGGACCAGUUUGCCCAAGUUUCGUUUAGUUUCAAGCGUGUUUUUACCAUGUUAGCAGUACUGGGAAUGGAACAUGCAAUUGUGGAACAAAUGUAAUACACCUUAUUGUUGGGAUCCGAAUGUUUUAUAGACCUGGAGAUGUCCAACACCCGGAUCCCUCUGUCCUUUGCUAGUAUUCGUCUGACUAUACCAUCAUCGUCAAGUUCUUAUAUCUGUUAGUUAAUAUGGCAUGUCUAGUAAUGUGCUCUUAGUUUGAACAUGCAUUUAAAAUUCAAUGUUGUAUUAAGCAUAUUCCUCUUCUCAAAUCUUGAUAUCCAAACAUAUUGUCUAUGCUCAAUCAAUAUGCAGGGG
Linum tenue is the source of this 853-nucleotide messenger RNA. NCBI's taxonomy places the organism in Eukaryota, Viridiplantae, Streptophyta, Magnoliopsida, Malpighiales, Linaceae. The record is from the annotation of a GenBank genome assembly.